Molecule: messenger RNA, 8665 nt
Organism: Doryrhamphus excisus (bluestripe pipefish)
Lineage: Eukaryota; Metazoa; Chordata; Actinopteri; Syngnathiformes; Syngnathidae
Product: protocadherin-17-like
Biological process (GO): homophilic cell-cell adhesion
Cellular component (GO): plasma membrane
Molecular function (GO): calcium ion binding
Source: RefSeq, a predicted model, not a curated record
GGAGCACUAAAGUGUGCGCACGUAUACGCGCGGGAGUGUGCGGCAAAGACGCGGGGAAAAGGGAGGAGGAGGAGGAGGAGGAGGAGAGGGAGCGAGGAGAGGAGGCAGCUUUCAACAGUUGAGGAGGAGACGCGACUCAUUCUGAUUAUCUUCAAUCAUCUCGCACCUUAUUUUCUCUCUCUCUCUUUCUCUCUUUGCGACUCGUCUUCUCCGCCGUGCAACAGAUAAGAGUGGCCGCUGAUGGAUGCAAAGAGGAGCGCCUUCAAAUCGGACUGGAUUAUGGGAUUAGUGGACUGAUUAGUGGACCAAAAAAAAAAAAAAAGUGGCUUGCUGUGGAUGCUCCUCGCAAAGGAAGCAAGGGCAGGAACACACAAAAGGUUGCGCCGGAGAGAGCGGUGCGAAGCGAGCCAGCCGCAGCAGAGCCGGAUCCAUGCACUUUACCGGAGGAGGAGAGACGAGCAGCUCCGUAUGCAACAGUGUGCCGCACAGGAGACAAAAGUCACAAUGCGCUGUUAACGCUAACACGGACCGAUGGUGCAUUUUGGAGCUUUGCAGGGUGUAAAUGUCGCAUGAGGGCAAUGCGCCUCUUUUUUUUUUUUUUUUGCCCUUUUUUUUCCCCUCCUCUCUCUUCUUCCUAUUGAAAGCCAAGCUCUUAACCUUCACGAUGCUUUAACCUUGGACGCAGAGGGGAAUAUUAAUACUUUAUUCUCAUCGAUUAUUCAUUGUGGGAGCCCCUCGGAGAGGGAAAACAAAGCAUUCCAAUGUUGAAUUUGAUCUUUAAUUCAUGCACGGGGUGUCGUCAGGCGGUCAUCUUUGUUUACAGAAAGAGUUCAUCAUUGCAGAGCGGCAUACGAGAGAGCUAAUGCCCAUUAAAGGGGGUCUAGAAAUCGAUUUGAUAUCCAAUUAGUCCUGUAGACGCAUGCCUGCUUUGGAUUUGGUGCUCUAAAGGUUUUGCGGAAUAAUCAACAGGUUGAAAGUCAAGGUUUUUUUUCCCCCCCGUGUGCCGGUACCGCAUAUCCAACUGAAGGGAUGCGUCUCUCUGUUCCCAUUUUCCUCCUGCUGUGGGUUAAAGCCCUGACAGUCAAAAAUCUGAGUUAUUCCGUUCCGGAGGAGCAAGGACCCGGUACUAUCAUAGGCAAUAUCGCAAAAGAUGGCAGCUACGGGACUCUGGAGAGAGGGAAAAAAUCCAACUUCAGAGUGCUGGAGAAUUCCGCACCACACCUGGUGGAUGUUGACCCGGAGAGUGGACUUAUUUUCACCAAACAAAGGAUUGACCGUGAGACCUUAUGCAGGCGGAACCCAAAGUGCCAGCUCUCCAUGGAGGUGUUUGCCAACGACAAGGAAAUAUGCAUGAUUAAGAUUGACAUACAGGACAUAAAUGACAACUCGCCCGGUUUCCCCUCAGAUCAUGUUAACAUCGAUAUCUCGGAGAACGCAGCCGCGGGCACGCGCUUCCCGCUGACUAUCGCACAUGACUUGGACACCGGGGAGAACGGGAUAAAGACUUAUCAAGUCACCAGAGAUGAUUACAAUACAUUUUCGUUGGAUUUAAAAGUAAGAGGAGACGGGACUAUUUAUCCCGAGCUUGUGGUUCAGAGACCUCUGGAUCGGGAGGACCAGAGCCAUCACACGCUACUCCUGACUGCGAUCGACGGAGGGGAAUAUCCGAGAUCAGGCUCCAUGCAAAUCAAUGUCAGGGUGACUGAUUCCAAUGACAAUAGCCCCGUUUUUGAGAAAUCCUCCUAUGUGCUGGAACUCCCGGAGAAUUCCUCGCCUGGAAAAGUACUCAUAGAUUUGAACGCCACGGAUCAAGACGAGGGAAGCAACGGGCAGGUGGUUUAUUCCUUUACUGGAUAUGCAUCUGAGCGAAUUCAAGAUUUGUUCGGCAUUGACGCCAACACUGGUGUCAUCAAAGUCCAAGGGGAAAUUGACUAUGAGCAGAAUCCCAUCAUCGAGUUUGAUGUGCAGGCAAAGGAUCUGGGGCCCAACCCCAUACCAGGCCACUGUAAAAUUACUGUCAAAGUCCUGGACAAAAAUGACAACUCACCAAUAAUUAGUUUUGUUUCCGUGCGGCAGGGUGCCAUCAGCGAGGCGGCCCCCUCGGAAUCUGUCAUCGCGCUGGUCAGAGUGACAGAUAAAGAUUCCGGACGAAACGGUCAGCUCCAGUGCCGCGUGCUGGGAAACGUUCCCUUCAGACUGCAGGAGAACAAUGACAAUUUUUACACCCUGCUCACCGACCGACCUUUGGAUCGAGAAACAAAGGACGAAUACAAUGUCACCAUCGUGGCCCGAGACAACGGCAUCCCAUCGUUGAACUACACCAAGUCGUUCACGGUGAAGAUCUUGGAUGAGAACGACAACGCGCCUCGCUUUACAAAGACCAUUUAUGUGCUGCAGGUGCCUGAGAACAACAUCCCAGGCGAGUACUUAGGCUCCGUUCUGGCCCACGACCCAGAUGUAGGCCGCAACGGGACGGUGACGUACUCCAUUCUGCCAUCGCACAUCGGCGACGUGUCGGUUUAUACAUACGUGUCUGUUAACCCCACCAAUGGAGCCAUAUACGCGUCACGCUCUUUUAACUACGAGCAGACGAAAUCUUUUGAGUUCAAAGUUCAGGCUAAAGAUGGAGGCUCCCCUCACAUGGAGAGCACCUCCACCGUCAGGGUCAACAUCCUCGAUGUCAACGACAAUCUCCCGGUGAUUAUUUUGCCUCUUCUGCAAAACGAUACGGCAGAAAUCCCAGUGCCUCGAAACGUCGGUAUCGGCUACAUUGUGACUACGGUGAGAGCGGUGGACCACGAUCACGGUGAAAGCGGACAUUUGACCUACGAGAUCACCGAAGGAAACGACGACCACCUGUUUGACAUCGAUGCAAUGGGAGGCGAGCUCCGAACCACCCACGCCUUAUGGGAAGAGGUCUCGCCCGUGGUGGAGUUGGUGGUUAAAGUCACCGAUCACGGGAAGCCGCCCUUAUCCGCCGUGGCUAAACUGGUCAUUAAAGCCAAUACAGAAACGGCGGCCGGUGGCGGGGGCUCCAGCGUGAGUGGCGAGCAGCAACACUGGGACGUAUCCCUGCCCCUCAUCAUUACCCUCUGCAUUAUCUCUGUCAUGCUCUUAGCAGUCAUGACCGCCAUCGCUGUCAAGUCCAAGCAUCAAGAUAAGGAGAGCGGGAAUUAUAACUGCCGCAUGCCAGAGUACUCCAAUCCUCCGACGGGGAAGGGCAAAAAGAAGCGGAUCAACAAGAGUGACAUCAUGCUCGUGCAGAGCGAGAUGGAGGAAAGAGAUUCGGCCAGUCGCAUGAACGUGGUGAGCAGUCCCUCGCUCAUCACUUCGCCCAUAUGCUUCGACUACCAGAGCCCGCUGCCGCUUACGCUGCCCAGAUCGGAGGUCAUGUACCUGAAAACUACGCCCAACAGCCUGACGGUACCCAGAGCCGGGUGCCAUUCCAGCUUUGCAGGGCUGAGUACCGAGACCCCUGCCAACAGGAUGUCGGUCAUACAGACGGAAAAGUUCCCCUCCGAGCCCAAUUACGCUGGCAGCAGGCAGCCAUUUGUUCAAAGCUCCACAUUUAAGGAUGCAGAACGAGCCAGCCUCCGAGACAGUGGCCAUGGUGAUAGCGACCAAGCUGAUAGUGACCAGGAUACUAAUAGAGGCUCCCAGUGUGACACGUCUGCCAGGGAGGCCCUCAAGAUGAAAGCCACAUCAGUUAAUGGGCAGCCUUUUGAGCAGGAACAAGACAAAUCAGUCCACUGCACCGAUGAGUGUCGUGCACUGGGACACUCUGACAGAUGCUGGAUGCCAAAGUUACGGAUCGGAAGCCAAGCAGACAGUGCCGAUAAUCGCACCAACCUUUUCAUCCCCGUGGGAAUGGAUGCCAUGGUAGAGACAGAGAUUUAUGGCACCAUCAGCCGCGGUAGCCGGAAAGCCCUCAGCACCUUCGGGAAAGAUCAGCGGGACAGCACCAUCCUAGUGGCCAACGUCAAACCGUACUUAAAAUCGCAGCGUGUGGCAUGUCCGCCCCUACAAGAGAGUCCACCCAGCCCCGGAAGUCCCACUAAAAGUGGUACGGCCCUGGACUCUGGCGAGCGAGAGGUCAAAGAGGAGCGGGAGGGGGGUUCAGACAGCAGUGCCUAUGGUCCGCCAGAUGGCCAGUGCUCCCCGCUGCACACUGAAUUGGAGGAGCCCUCCUACCUGACCUGCGAGCUCCGCCCGAAGGCGCUCUCCAGCAGCCUCAUUCACAGCUCAGUCAUCAGCCAGGAGUGCGGCGUGUCCGAGUACGAGACGCCCGACUCGGGGAACUGACACGGCUGACCCCGUUCCUACGCCCACGCGCUCUUGGUCCGACACGCGUGUGAUUGGUGCGGAUUGUUUUACUUUUGUUGUUGUUUGUUUCUUUGGGGUCCAAACAUUGUAUAACCAAAAAUCAUCUGCUUUGCGUGUUUUUUUUUUUGUUUUGUUUGUUUUUGUUUCUGACUCAGUGACUUGAAGGGAUGGGCAUUUUUUGACAACUAUCGGGAAUACUAUUAAGGAUUCUUUUAAUAUUUGCAUCUCUUGUUGAAUGUUCUGAACUCCUGUUUCCAUGUCCGUGUUGUAUUAAGCUGAAUAACUUGUGCCUGUAUGUCAACUUCCCAAAAUUCCCUUUCACGUGGUGUCAUGAGUGGGUCUGUGAGAUGCAAAUUUUCCAGUGCAAAACAUUCCAAAUGUUCCCAAAGUUACUCCUAAAAUACUUAAUUAAUUUACAUCAAUUAAAAAAAACAUUAACAAUCAAUCAAAACAAUCAAUACUACUGAAUUGUAAUAAUAACAAUUAAAUAUAGAGAAAACAUUGUCUGGAAAAGUUGUCUUAUAUCCGGGGUUAAGAUUUAAAUUUUCGAACCAACAGGUGCCGCCGCUCAGAGCUUUUCUUCCUUACACUCACAAAAGAACAAAGGAUUGUGUCUUAAAAAAUAUUUUUCCUCUUCUUGUCCGGGUCGUCUUAUAUUCGGGCCAAUAUGGUAACAAUACAUACAGAAGAAAGGAAAAGAGAGAAUCGCAACACUCUCAUGCUGACUCAGAGCUUUUCUCCCUUACACUCACAAACACCAAAAAGAACAAACAAUCUUCUCUUUGAUUGUGUCUUAAAAAAUAGUUUUUUCUCUUCUUGUCCAGGUCGUCUUAUAUUCGGGCUAAUAUGGUAACAAUACAUACAGAAGAAAGCAAAAGAGAGGAUUGCACCACUCUCAUGCUCACUCAGAGCUUUUCUUUCUUACACUCACAAACACCAAAAAGAACAAAGAAUCUUCUCAUUGAUUGUGUCUUAAAAAAAAAAAAAAUUCUCUUCUUGUCCGGGUCGUCUUAUAUUCGGGCCAAUAUGGUAACAAUACAUACAGAAGAAAGGAAAAGAGAGGAUCGCAACACUCUCAUGCUCACUCAGAGCUUUUCUUCCUUACACUCACAAACACCAAAAAGAACAAAAAAUCUUCUCUUUGAUUGUGUCUUAAAAAAAAUUUUUUUUUCUCUUCUUGUCCGGGUCGUCUUAUAUUCGAUCCAAUAUUAUAAGAAUACAUACAGAAGAAAGGAAAAGAGAGGAUUGCACCACUCUCAUGCUCACUCAGAGCUUUUCUUCCUUACACUCACAAACACCAAAAAGAACAAUGAAUCUUUUCUUUGAUUGUGUCUUAAAUUUUUUUUUCCUCUUCUUGUCCAGGUCGUCUUAUAUUCGGGCUAAUAUGGUAACAAUACAUACAGAAAAAAAGAAAAGAGAGGAUCGCACCACUCUCAUGCUCACUCAGAGCUUUUCUUCCUUACACUCAAACACCAAAAAGAACAAAGAAUUUUCUCCUUGUGUCUUAAUUUUUUUUUUCUUCUCUUCUUGUCCGGGUCGUCUUAUAUUCGGGCCAAUAUGGUAACAAUACAUACAGAAGAAAGGAAAAGAGAUGAUUGCACCACUCUCAUGCUCACUCAGAGCUUUUCUUCCUUACACUCACAAACACCAAAAAGAACAAUGAAUCUUUUCUUUGAUUGCGUCUUAAAAAAUGUUUUUCCUCUUCUUGUCCGGGUUGUCUUAUAUUCGGGCCAAUAUGGUAACAAUACAUACAGAAGAAAGGAAAAGAGAGGAUCGCACCACUCUCAUGCUCACUCAGAGCUUUUCUUCCUUACACUCACAAACACCAAAAAGAACAAUGAAUCAUUUCUUUGAUUGUGUCUUAAAAAAUAUGUUUUUUCUUCUUGUCCGGGUCGUCUUAUAUUCGGGCCAAUAUGGUAACAAUACAUACAAAAGAAAGGAAAAGAGAGGAUCGCACCACUCUCAUGCUCACUCAGAGCUUUUCUUCCUUACACUCACAAACACCAACAAGAACAAAUAAUUUUCUCCUUGUGUCUUAAUUUUUUUUUUUUUCUCUUCUUGUCCGGGUCAUCUUAUAUUCGGGCCAAUAUUAUAAGAAUACAUACAGAAGAAAGGAAAAGAGAGGAUUGCACCACUCUCAUGCUCACUCAGAGCUUUUCUUCCUUACACUCACAAACACCAAAAAGAACAAUGAAUCUUUUCUUUGAUUGCGUCUUAAAAAAGGUUUUUCCUCUUCUUGUCUGGGUCGUCUUAUAUUCGGGCCAAUAUGGUAACAAUACAUACAGAAGAAAGGAAAAGAGAGGAUCGCAAGACUCUCAUGCUCACUCAGAGCUUUUCUUCCUUACACUCACAAACACCAAAAAGAACAAAGAAUUUUCUCCUUGUGUCUUAAUUUUUUUUUUUAUCUUCUUGUCCGGGUCGUCUUAUAUUCGGGUCAAUAUGGCAACAAUAAAUACAAAAGAAAGGAAAAGAGAGAAUCGCAACACUCAUGCUGGGUUUAAAUCAUAACAAUAUAAUUUAUACUUUAUAAAAUAGCCAGAAACUGAAAAAAUAUGAAAUAUAAAAAAAUAAUAAUUAAAAUUAAUACUCAAACCGCCAGUAGCAGAAAGAAGAAAUGUCAAGUCGCGUGUUACAAUAAUGGAUAUUUUGCAUAUACCAGACGUCAUGUUGUUUUCUUUAGGCGGGCAAACCCGCGGCGAACGAAUCAACAGCUUCUCCGCUGGUCCCAAUCAACCGAUGCACUCCACACGAUCAACAAUCAAUUUCAAACCAUCCAUGACUUCUUAACGAUCAAAUGAGUGAUUAGUUGCUCAUUAUGCCCAUCCCUAGUGACUUGUGUUUAGGUGAACUUUGUGUCCUUGCUGUGAAGGUUUGCGGGCCAAUCAAGUGCGUUCCUGACUUUCAAGUGUUUCCCAUGGUGUACUGUAUCCGUCAGUUUAGAUGUCCGUAUUUUACAACAUCUCCAGGUCUCAUCUUGUGUGGCUGUUGGAGCAAAACCGCUACUGUUGAGCUAUUGAGUCCUGUCUGCUUUUGUACGGUGUAGCUAUCUGUCUCCAUUUAGUGUUUAAGGAGCAUCACUUUGAAGAAUCAAAAUGCCGACGACAUAUCACAUAUCAGUGGCGUUAAAUAAAAAAAAAAAAAAAAGUGAAGUGUCUUAUGAACUGUCAAUGGUGGUGCAACAGGGGACGUCCCUUUUCAUAACAACCAUUCAAGGUUCCGAUGAAAUGAUUUUUUUAAGAAUGUAUUUGUAAUUUUAUUGUCGUCCUCUCUGCUGUUUAUGUGGAAAAUAAGCUGGGCUUACAUGUGAAUGUGGGCUACUGUACUGUACUUGUGUAUUUUAUUAAAUUUGUAUACACUGUGUGCAUGGAAGGACGUUAUUUUUAGCUGAUGAUUUCCCAACAUGGGAACUAUUUUCCGUCUUUUCUGACCCAUAAAUGUUGUUAUUCACAUGUUUUUUUAUUUUUUAAAAACAUGGUUCCAUGCCUUAUAUGGGCAUGCCCAGUUGAGCAAUGGCUCCCAGCCAAACAGGUGCAAGUUUGAUGCCUUUCCAACGAUACUUCGGUCGUGUUGAGGACUCACAAGAGCAAGCUGUAAGUAACAGCGUACCCCUACGGGUACAUCGAUUGCCGUAGGGGGUACGUGAAUAAAAAUUAGAAACAAUUAGCGACUAACACUCAAAAUUAAAAGUGUGCCUGAACACAUCACAGUGCGAGAAUUGGUGAUUCCAAUUGGUGUUCCAAUUAAUCACUGCACGGCAUUGAAAAUAAGGCUUUUGUGGUUGGUUGAAUAUAUUUUUGUAUCCGCAGCUGUCCUGAAGUUCUCAGGAACGCUUGGGACUGUGACCAGUCACAGCGGAGUGGGCUUCAUGGGAGGCGUACGUGGAGGAAUUAUACAGAUGUUUAGGCGGCGGGAGGCAGGAAAUUCAAAGAAAAUCUGCAGGAAGAGGCACAGAGUCUGGAAGAUCUAGAAAGCUCUCUAUGCGGAUUAUCGCGUGUAGUUGGUCGAUAGGAGUUCACAACUCAGUACAAAGGCCGAAAAUGAGUAUAAUAGGACAUUUAAUUCACUAAAAAUGACUGAAUUUGCAUAUUUCCUGAUCAAAUACAAGGAAGAAACCUAAUGUGACAACAACAAAAAAAACUUUAACUAUAUUAGGAAAGCAGGAAGUGAACAAAUGUAACAGUUACUGAUUGUAAAAGUACCAGAUGUAGGGGUAGGAUUUAAUAAGCUUUGCUUCUUCCUACUCCUUUUGGACAUGUGGAACUGGGAACUGAUUAUGUGAUGCAUUCAAUUGUAAUCUGAUGCAUGUUCAAAUGAAAUAAAACCAUUACCAUUACCAUGACGC